AUGGUCCCGGCAAACAACAUUGCCUAUACGGCUCCCAUCAACCCACCGGGAGAAACCCCACUUUCCCACGCCCAAGUAUGGGCUGGCCUUCUUCUGAAAAUCCGCUCCGCUGAAAGCUUCGUGUCGGGAGCUAUUUCGAAAACGGAGGUGUUGAGCGAAACGGUCGAUCCAUCAUCGGGAAAUAAAGUGACUGUGCGUGACGUGUUGUUCCGCGAAUCCGGCAAGAAAGUCCAGGAAACCGUUACAGCAUAUGAGCCCACCCGUGUGGAAUUUGUGCAAGCUGGAGGCAAUAUUAGCAACAUCAUCAGUGAGGGGGGUAACGGGGAGCUUUAUAUGACUUAUAUCUUUGAAUGGAAACAUCCUGGCGCGUCGAAGGAAGAGAUGGCGGAUUUCUUGGUGAAGGAGAAGAAUAUGGGAAAAACCGCGGUUGAAGGGACGCUUAAGGUUUUGCGUCAAAUGGUUGCGGAUCAGAAACUUUGA
Messenger RNA from Penicillium pulvis, 480 nucleotides. RefSeq names its product SRPBCC family protein. The transcript has a single exon. The record is from RefSeq and is a predicted model, not a curated record. NCBI's taxonomy places the organism in Eukaryota, Fungi, Ascomycota, Eurotiomycetes, Eurotiales, Aspergillaceae. The coding region runs from base 1 to 480 and encodes 159 amino acids.